GGUCCCGCGGCGCCGGGGAGAGCCUGGCGAGAGCAGAUUGGACCUUCCGCGGAAUCAUCCGUGACUGUGUCUUCACUCUGAGCUACAACGGCUUCCCAGUGGGACCACUGCUCAGGGGAGAGUUCUGAGGUUUUCCUAAAGAGAAAUUCCAUGGGGACUGUACCUGACCCUCUGAGAUCGGCUAAAACGUCCCUGAUCACAGCUUCUGGAAAAGAGGAGGAUCCGAGAGAGGUGCGGGCUGCCUCUCCUCAGCCUGCACCAGCCGCGCUGUGUAAGAACACCAAUGGCCUUUCCAGUGCACCUGCCGAACCAGACCUCAGCCCCAGGGCAGCUGCCAAGGCCCUGAUGCAGGCCUGUGAGCAUGAGACCACCCAGCCAGACAUGUCUUCUCCUGGCGUCUUCAAUGAGGUGGAAAUAGCUUCUCCCACACUCAACUCUCCUGCCAAUACCCAGCUGCGAGGAAGCAGCAAGCCUGUAGCACCAGCCCCGUGUUCUGCAGCAGGAAAGGAUCUUAUACACACAACAUUUACAAUGCCAGCCAGUCAGCAGACCCACCAGGCCAUUUCAGGUGAACAGCCUAAUGCCGGUCACUUGUCAGGAUCUGAAGAUCCCCUGGUGAAAUCACAGAGAACCUCAGAUGGAGAGCAACCUGAGAAGUCAAGUUGUCCAGUGGGAAGCACUUGUAACAACAGCAAAGAUCAAGUGCCCUGUGAUUUUUCUUCUCAAGAAACAAUCCAAGGAAUGGUGCAAACUGCAAAUGCAGCAGCCAGGGUGUUCAGUCAUGCCUCCUCUCCUGUAGGCGGACAUAAAGGGGAAAGGCAGGGAGCCAUUUGCGACUCACAGAUGAGGUCCUGUAAAUCUCCAGCAAGAGAAGACAGAUGUUUAGGGAAUAAACAGCCCUCUGCCCCCACCUCAAACACCCAGGCGGGGACUUCUGUGACACCUCAAGCAUCCCUCAUUAGCAAAGUUUCAACGUUUCCUCCAGAUGCAGAAAAAGUGCUGCUACCAGCACAGCAUCAGGUGUCAAAGUUCAAAGAAGCAAGUACAAUGACGAACCAAGCUGAAAAUGAGAUCAAGGAAGUUCCCAACAGGGCUCGGCAAGAUGCUGAGGUGCAGGCAGUGGCAAGUGUUGAGAGCAGAUCAGUCUCGACCAGCCCCAGCAUCCUCACUGCAUUCUUAAAGGAAACCUCCCCUACUCCUGAGCACUUUGAACAACAUGAGCAGCUGCGUGUCAUUUGCCAUGGCAGUAGAAGUCACACACUGGAGCUGUCAGACAGCACCCUAGCCCCCCAGGAACUGGGGCAGUGCCCUAGUAUCAUGCCAGAAGUGCACAUCCAGACAGUUGCAGCUGUUUCUGCAGCUUUCCAAGGGGAUAGUAAAUUGGUGAGCCUACCAGGUGAGGUCCUCAAAACCUCAUCAAGCAGUGUGGCAUCCAGUAAUGUUCAGGAUACAUGUAAAGAAGAUGGGAGGUCGGCAGGAAUGACUCCAGUAAGAGUGGAGCCUACCUCUAAACAGCUUUCAGGUACUAAUUCUAGCUCCCUGAAAGCUAGCCCUACUGACCAGGUUUCUAUAAGUGUAGGGAGUCAGGAUGAAACAAGUCAUGGAUUGGGGAAAUUUAAAACCAAGCCAUCUGAGCUUGCAGUGAAAACCACAAAUGGCCACAAAACAGAGCCAGAUUGCAAACUCUCCAACUCUUGUGGCCCUGCCAGCCAAGCCGACCAGUCCGGGAGCUUGGAUCCCACUAAUAAUGGAGAUGGGAGAGAGAAGAAGCCUGCGUCUUCUCAGAUAGUAAAAGAACAGGAGCCUAAGGAUACUGAUAUCCUCGAUGCCAGGGCAGGAGCAGAGGCCAAAAAUCUGCUCAAUCCUAAAUCUCAAGAAAGUGGAGGCACGGGAUCAGUUGCCAGUCCCAUACCCUCCCCGAUUAGAAAUAACCAGGAGGGCACUGUGGAAGAAAUUAGACAGACCAAGACAGCCACCAGCCUGAGCCUGCCGUCUGAUUCCAUGGGUGACUCUAGUCCUGGUUCGGGCAAGAGGACCCCUUCGCGGUCGGUCAAAGCCAGCCCGCGCCGGGCCAGCCGCGUCAGCGAGUUCCUCAAGGAGCAAAAGUUAAACGUGACAGCGGCUGCCGCCCAGGUGGGGCUCACUCCAGGAGAGAAGAAAAAGCAGCUCAGCGUGGACUCCAAGCUGCAGUUGAAACAGUCCAAGCGUGUCAGGGACGUCGUGUGGGAUGAGCAGGGCAUGACCUGGGAAGUGUAUGGCGCUUCCCUGGACCCGGAAUCCCUGGGCGUCGCAAUCCAGAACCACUUACAGAGACAAAUCCGGGAACACGAGAAAUUAAUCAAAGCGCAAAGCAGCCAGACCCGGAGAUCCAUUUCCUCAGAUACUUCUUCAAAUAAAAAGCUCAAAGGAAGGCAGCACAGUGUUUUCCAGUCCAUGCUGCAGAACUUGCGACGCCCCAACUGCUGCGUUCGUCCUGCCCCUUCCUCUGUGUUAGAUUGAAAGGGAACGUGUAUCGGAGCCCUUGUAUACAUUUAGGGUCUCCUUAAAUGUCAGUCCCUGGCAAACCUUAGUUUUUGUUGUUGUUUUUUUCUGAGAGACCAGGAAGAGAAAGCGAGGAUUAACUGUAGGAAAUUGCUAUUAAGAAAUGUUAGGUCCUUUGAUCGGGACUCCAUAAAUUAAAAUAUUGUUUCAAUUUGAAAGAAAGAGAGAAAAGGAAGCUUCCCUGAAAGUUUACAACCUUAAUUAAGAGGAAAUAAUAUUCACUGGGGUUUUUAAUAUGAUGUUGCUUUUAGAACUAGCAUUAAUACACAUGUCAUUUUGUGUUACUGUCUCAAUUUAUCAUACUAUGGUAUUUCCAUUAAACUCCCUGCUUUAUAUUGAAAAUACUAAAAACACUAUUAGCAAAAGCACUGUUAUACUUUCUAGUCCUAUUACAAUAAGACUGCUGUUACCACACAAAUUGUAAGUGGCUGAGAAGAACUAUAAUGUAAAAAUUUGAAAAAAAAUUUGACUCAUUCCUAGGUCAGAUGAUAUUAAGUAAAAGCAUUUAAAUGCAUAAAUAAAAUACCAAAUGUGAAUUAAUAUUUGUAAACAUCUACAGAUAACCAUUUUAUAAACCUUCUUAUACCUCUUAAUAAAUGUAGGAAAGUUAUAUUAGGGAAAUUAGCUAUGCUUUUGAAUAUUAAUACUGCCCACAUAAAACAUGAAUUUUAUACACAGACUUUCCUGCACUGGAAGCAAGGUGCAUCUCUGUGAUUCUGACGAGAUUAAAUUCAUAUUUCCUUACCAUAGAGGAAGUACACGCUCCUGAAUUCUUGACAAGAAUCAUCAUAUUAUCUAUAAGACUAAAUUUUAUGUUGUACAGAUAUUCUCCAAAAACAUUGUACUGAGAACAUUAAGGUUCAGGUAAGGAAUUAUAAACAGCCAAUUAACAAACACUCUUCUUUCUAUGUUGAAAAAUGAAAGCUUCCUGAGUAACAAAAACAAUAUGUUUAAUUUAGACUCCUGUAAACAUGAUAGAGUUUGUGUUUCUCUUUUGAUUUGGUCAGUAGCUCCUAAUAGAAAAUGUAGUCAACACCAAAUAGAACACAAGCUUCCUCACAGUUUUUGUGUGUAGACUAGUAUCAUGUAAUUGCUUAAGUUUCUAAUCUGUAGCAAAAAGGUAAACUCUGCAAAUUUACUGAUUUUAAAAGAAAUAACAUUAUAUCUCAUCUUUCAAAUUCUAUAAAAGAAGAGGUCUCCCUUAAAACACAGUGUGAGCUCUGGGUGGGCUAUAGUACUUGAGAACAUAGGUGCCUGUUUGAGCUCAGCUCUUAUCUGUCUCCAGAAGACCCUGUACAGGGGACCCACGAGUGUCUUGCAGAGUGCUGGGCUGGGAUGACCAGCAGUGGCUUGAGAGUUGGGGUAGUGUUGAACAGAAAAAUGAGCUAGGGCCCUGGAAAGGCUUCCCCUCCUGGAUUCAUUGUAGGGAGAUCACUGGUCUCUACCUUGCAUUUAGAAAAUCAGAUUGUCAGAUGUUGGAGAGGCACUGGUUGCCUUCUCUGAACUCAUUCCCCUAGAUAAGACAGAUGGCCAUGUGUUCUCUCUCUGGAGACUCAUAUAUGCCAAUUUUACAUGAACUCAAAAUCUGUUUUGAGUUCUUUUUUUUUUUUUCAAUUUUAAUUCUUUUGCAAAUUCUGAACAUAUGGGGAAAACUCAUACCUAAACUUUCACACCACAAGCUACAUUGGAUGUAGCUUAAAUUAGUAAUAGCCAUUGAUUUCUUUCAAAAUAAUCAGAUUGCAUAUGAAGUCUGCAUACGUAGACCACAGUCACAGCAUUCUCAGAGACUGAGAAUGGUACUUAUAGCGGUUGUACUUGGAACUUACAAUGAUUUUUUAAUGACACAUUUUUCAGUUUCUUACCAAUUUGCUUCUAUUUAGAAUGCUAUCUAAAGUAGAAAUUACCAUCAAAUUAGCAAUCAAAUGACUAUUAACAAUUAGAGAUUAAGUCUAAAAUUCUCUCUUUUGGCCUUAAAUAUUUGUUUGUAGCAAUGUUCAUGUCACUUCCGUCAGAGAUGCCUUUUCCAGGAUGUCAUCUCACUUCUGUCUCUCGCUCACUGGCUGUCUCCCUCACACAUUGGCAUAUAUGCUGUGUAUACACAGAGAAUACUCUGUGUACACAGUGGCAGCUGUCAACAGUACCCACUCCAGCUGAGUGGGCCCCAAGUAAUCCUCUGCUGUGAACUGGCUAGAACAGGCUGUUCCUGCAUUAAAAUAGGAGAAAAGGAAGAAUUCAGCAUCUGGUGAUAAUAUUUAUUUUCAUGAGUUUGGAGUAACCACAUGAUUUAUAAAUAGUUAAACGAAGCAGAGGCCUAAAAGUGUUAUAGACACUUGUCCCACAUUAAAUAAAGAAAUUAAUAAAAUUUAACCAAAUUAAAGCUAAACUUGGUGUUAUUGUGCCUCAUAUUAAAACUUAACAUUUUAGGUAGUAACUUUAACUGGUUUUCUUUG
Messenger RNA from Pteropus alecto (black flying fox), 4991 nucleotides. It is a transcript of the gene GPRIN3, whose product is annotated as GPRIN family member 3. Gene Ontology annotation, biological process: neuron projection development. Gene Ontology annotation, cellular component: plasma membrane. The record is from RefSeq and is a predicted model, not a curated record. The coding region runs from base 151 to 2499 and encodes 782 amino acids. NCBI's taxonomy places the organism in Eukaryota, Metazoa, Chordata, Mammalia, Chiroptera, Pteropodidae. The transcript has 2 exons.